Messenger RNA from Synchytrium microbalum, 1491 nucleotides. RefSeq lists its product as uncharacterized. Gene Ontology annotation, cellular component: cytoplasm. The record is from RefSeq and is a predicted model, not a curated record. NCBI's taxonomy places the organism in Eukaryota, Fungi, Chytridiomycota, Chytridiomycetes, Synchytriales, Synchytriaceae. The coding region runs from base 1 to 1491 and encodes 496 amino acids. The transcript has 7 exons.
AUGGGCGUUCGCUUGCUGCAUGCGCCUCUUUCUCCGUAUGGAGUGAAAGUGAAACUGGCCCUUUAUCUGAAGGAUGUGCCAUUCACAAUCGAAAAUACGAUGCCAACUUCUCUGGCAAAGUCAAAUCCCAGAGCUGAGGUUCCCAUCUUGUUGGAUGGAGAACUUGUGAUUUAUGACUCUGGUGUCAUUGUGAACUACCUCGAGGAUAAAUAUCCUUCUCCUAGCCUGUUUCCUAAAUCUGCCGCACAGAGGGCCAAGUGUCGCAUCGUCGCCGAUGUUUGCGAUACGACCAUUGAAGCUAUAUUUUGGGGCAUGAAUGAAAUCCUGGCCUUCAAGCGUGCUAGUGGAGAGCAAAGAGACAAGAUGCUAGCAACGGCUCGCCAGCAAGCAGAUCAGUACUUUGACUGGCUGUCUGCACAGCUUGGGAAUGACGAGUGGUUUGGAGGUGAAGACUUUGGUUACGCUGAUAUAUCAGUGGUUCCGCAAGUAAUUACGGCUAGUGCUUUCCGCAUAACACCAAAGCCAGGCUCAAAUCUUGCAAAGUGGUGGGUGCGUGCUCAAAAGCGAACAAGUGUUGCUAGAGUUCUCGCUGAAACAAUCGGGGAGCGUGACACGAUGAAGAGAGCUGCAGCCAGUGCCGCUACAAACACGUCCUUUAAACGCCAAUAUCGUGACCACAGGUUGGAAUGGAUGGUUCGAUCGGGAGGAGCGAGUAUUUUGAUGGAAGGGUUGAAGAAGGGCAACGUUCGAUUUACAUCAGACGAGGCUUUUGGAGCUGGGGUGGGGAGUGCCUUCUCGCUUUUGAGAGACUUCCUCAACACAACAAGAAGGAGAAAUGACCAGACCGACAAUUAUAAAUCAUCAUCAUCUCCAAGUCAGGCUCAGGAUGGCACUUUGGACACAUCAACAAUCUCAAAACGAAAGCCUCUCUUUGGGCUGUUUGUCUCAUCUGCUACCGAGACUGCCGACACCACUGCCGAUGGAUUGUCGUCACUUAGCUUGCCACUAUCUAUAACCUCCUCUUCAACUUCCUCGUCGACAGAAAUCGAAUCUCCAAGCCAAAGACCGAAAUCCAUAUUAAAAAACCACAGCAGCACACCGUCACUUCAGUCCUCAGAUACAUCCUCAUCCGACACACUACAGAAAUCAAUGAAUAGAACACGUACAACAAGAUGGCUAGAUUUGCAAAAGAGACAGAACUAUACGACGAACGAUCAAAGCUCACACGACUACUAUAAGAAUAAGACAGAAGCUGAUCAUCAUAUGGACAAGGAAACACUGAAAGCUCGGCAAGUCGGAUCCGUAUCAGAAGGCUGUAGCAUCUUGAACCCAUCGCAAGGCUGUAAAAAGUCACCGUGUCUCUCAAUGUCAUCUGCAGGCCACAAUUCCCAUAAAAAUAGGAAUAGCAGGUUACCGUAUACUCCCAGAAUGUCGUUGGAUCCUGCCAAAGUGCAUCACCCUCGGCUCCGACGUAUGCAACAAACCCUGUAA